Molecule: messenger RNA, 943 nt
Organism: Hermetia illucens (black soldier fly)
Lineage: Eukaryota; Metazoa; Arthropoda; Insecta; Diptera; Stratiomyidae
Gene: Alr
Product: FAD-linked sulfhydryl oxidase ALR
Exons: 3
Coding region: 302-826 (174 amino acids)
Cellular component (GO): mitochondrion
Molecular function (GO): flavin-dependent sulfhydryl oxidase activity; flavin adenine dinucleotide binding
Source: RefSeq, a predicted model, not a curated record
UUCUUCUCAUUCCCAAAAAAAAUUUGGCACCGCACUGUCGAAAAUUGAAUUUAGUAUGCAAAACAAAAUCAAUUUUUCAAAUUAUCUCAUUAAUAACUAACUAAAAAUUUCCAUAAUAAAAUUCAAAAUAAGCGAAACGGUCAAAAUUCUGCGUAAAAUUUCCUACAAUCCAUCAUGCAUUCUAGACAAAUUCCAAGCGAGGUUUUAUGGGAAAAUUUCCUCGUCGGUGACAUGGGCUCAUCCGUCAAAUCUUGUCCGGCGUAAGAGGCGAAGUUUUGUACCAGUUGCCGGCUCUGGAAAAAUGUCACAGUAUGGGCCCAAUUCUAAAAGGAACUCAUAUCAGGGUGACCCAAGUUGCCGCUCCUGCACUGAUUUCAAGACAUGGACGAAGCGGCAGCGCGAUGCAUUGCACAUGUCAUCCUCAGCGGCGGGAACGAAUGAAAACAAACAACAGAUACCUCAGGUCGAAACGCAGAACCAGUAUCGCGAUUGCCCGUUGGACAAGAAUGAACUGGGCCGGGCGACCUGGGGACUUUUGCAUUCCAUCAGCGUGACAAUUCCGGAACAUCCCACCGAGACGCAGAGGCGGGACCUAGUGAACCUGAUGAACUCUUUGGCACAAUUUUAUCCAUGCGAAUACUGCGCCCGUGACUUGCGGAAUGAAUUAAUCAAGGAACCAGUAGACGCCUCAUCCCAACACAACUUUGCUCAGUGGCUGUGCAGACUGCACAACAGAGUCAACACGAAGAUCGGCAAACCUAUUUUCGAUUGUUCGAAGGUGUACGAGCGGUGGAGGGAUGGUUGGCUGGACGGAUCGUGUGAUUAACUCCUCCCAUAGUGCGCGGUUGCGGCACAUGGUUUCGGCGUCUUAUUUUUUAUUAGAAAAUUACCUCAAUGUCUAUUAUAGCAGAAAGUCUUUUUGAACAAAUUGAUUUUAUUCAAA